This is a messenger RNA of Purpureocillium lilacinum, 1545 nucleotides long. RefSeq lists its product as uncharacterized. Lineage: Eukaryota; Fungi; Ascomycota; Sordariomycetes; Hypocreales; Ophiocordycipitaceae. The record is from RefSeq and is a predicted model, not a curated record. Gene Ontology annotation, molecular function: hydrolase activity, hydrolyzing O-glycosyl compounds.
AUGGACCAGACAUCACAGUCGCCGGGAGGCUUCAUCGCCGGGGCGCCGGACAGUCGCGACGACGGACACCGACAGCCCAAAGCCGCGGGACAGAGCGAAAGCUAUGGCCAUGGCAAUCUCAUCGACGGCACGUUUACCGACGACGCGAUGCCCCUGUCUCCGGCGUCAGAAUCAGCGGCCACAACAACACCGCGGGAGCUCGAGUCCAGGUUCGACGCUCCCGCGUGGCUCAAGCAAAAACGACGGCGUCCGCUACGGGGACUGCUACGGUCUUCGCGCCGCGCUCUGAGGCUGAGGCGCUCGCCUUGCGGCAUGUUCCUCCUGAUGCUGGCGGCGGUGCUGGGAACCUUGGCCGCGUAUACUUGGAGGAGAGAAAAGGGCUUCGAUGCGCCGUGGGUUCCCGACCCGGAGUCGCAGCGCUUCGCGCUCCAGCCUCUGCCAACGCCGCUGAACCGGACGCUCGUGGCCGACUACGAGCUGCCACUGCGGACCAAGGGCCGGUAUAUCGUGGACGCCGCGGGCCGGCGCUUCAGGCUCUCGUCAGUAAAUUGGUACGGGGCUAGCGACGAGCUGUUCGUGGCAGGCGGGCUGGACGUGCGGCACCGGGCCGAGAUUGCACAGACGAUCAAGAAGCUGGGCUUCAACAGCGUGCGACUGCCGUACGCGGACGAGACGGUGCGGGCCAACCCGCGCAUCGACGCGGAUCUGGUGGCGGCGAACCCGGACCUGGCGGGGCGGCGGGCCAUGGACGUCUUGGAGGCGGUAGUGGAGGCGCUGACCGAGGCCGGGUUGGCCGUCAUCGUCAACAACCACAUCACGAGCGCUACGUGGUGCUGCGGCGUGGACCCGUGCGACGCGGGCUGGGCCAACGACCACCUCGGGCCGCUGUGCCGGGUGCGGCAGACCGAGGACGAGUGGAUCGAGAACUGGGAGGACGUCAUGGCUCGCUUCGUCAACAACCCGCUCGUCAUCGGGGCGGACCUGCGCAACGAGGUGCGCGGGCUCUGGGGAACGAUGCCGUGGGCCAAGUGGGCAACGGCGGCGGAGCGGUGCGGGAACCGGCUGCUGCGGAUGAGGCCGGACUGGCUGAUCGUGGUCGAGGGCACCGAGUCGGCCAACGACGUGUCGGGGGCGCGGACGCGGCCGGUGCGGCUCGACGUGAGCGAGCGGCUCGUGUAUUCGGCGCACGUGUAUAAGUGGUCGGGAUGGGGCAGCGUGGACGGACGGUUCCAGCAGCGCACGUACGCGUCGUUUGCGAGGGCCAUGGAGCGCAACUGGGGCUACCUGCUGUCGAGCCAGGUCGCGCCCGUCUGGGUGGGCGAGCUCGGGGCGCCGGGGCGGCCGUCGGUUGGCGAUGCGCAUUACUGGCAGCACCUGUGGCGGUUCCUGCGCGAGGUGGACGCCGACUUUGGAUACUGGGCGCUCAACGCGAGGAAGCCGGCGGGCAACGAGACGGAGACGUACGGGCUCGUGGCCGACGACUGGGCGACGCCGGUGCUCGACUUUCGGCUCAAGGACAUGCUGGAGCACAUGAGGAGGGCGUGA